Messenger RNA from [Torrubiella] hemipterigena, 1133 nucleotides. Lineage: Eukaryota; Fungi; Ascomycota; Sordariomycetes; Hypocreales; Clavicipitaceae. The record is from the annotation of a GenBank genome assembly.
AUGAAGGUGGAUAUACAAAUUGAGAUACAUCGGCAUGCUGCUCUGAAAAGCAAACCCCGGCUAGCGAAUGAAGACGACGUAUUCCCCCAAUUCCCCCAGCUUCCACUUGAGCUGCGCCGCGACAUCUGGGUACUCUCGUUGGAUCGCAUCACCGUGCACAUCAAAGAACCACCUAGCAAGGUACGCUGCUACUACAGUUGGUUCCACGACACUGUAGAAGACGAACUGAAUUGUGCUCUUCCAUCUGUAUACUGGUACCACUUGCGAGGCCUCUACACAACUGCGCACCUCGCGGUUCCUGCUCCAGCAGCGUAUCAUGCGUGCCUGGAGUCGCGGGCAGCUAUACAAGACUAUUUCGACAGGUUUGAGAAGCCAAAUUAUCAAAGUCUACCCUCCUGGUUUUGCUUCGAGAGGGACAUAGUCCGCUGCAGCAAUUACGAUCUGGAGUCCUUUCUAGACUCGCCAUGGUUUUGCAGAAUGCGGCAUCUGGUCCUGGAGCACGAGUUGCGCACAUAUGCGUAUGAGAUGGCGUAUAAUUUCGAUUCCAUGGUGCCAGGGCCAUAUGUUGGGCCACUUGGUUGGGCCGGCGACGCUAUUGGUGCGCUGAAAACACUGAGAAUCGAGCUGAACGAGUGGAUGUUUGAGGAGGACAAGAACGCACAGUAUGUUGGGUGGGAACUUUUGCGAGCGUGGCAUUGCAAAGGAGACACAGAUGUCAAGGGAGUUCAAUUUAUGUAAUUGUCUCUUGGAGAAAUGACUAUUCAUGCAAGGCUGCCAGGGUGUGCCUAGGUCAUGGAGAGCCUUGAUGUGAAAUGCGAAUCCACCAGCCUCAAAACAAUCAUAGAACAGCAAACAAACAAACAAUGACCGCGCAAGUAAUUACUGCGGAUAGCUCACAAUUCUGCCGCUUUUCAAAAUUGCCCGCAGAACUGCACCGCUCCAUCUGGCAGACUAUGAUGGGCUUGAUGCACGAUUUCCCUAUACAUACCAUUUGCGUUAGCAUAGCUUCUACUCAUGAACUUAGAUUUUAAACAAUUAUCAUACCAAAUCCAUGUAAACUGGCACACCAAUGAUUAAAAUAAGGAAAAUAAAUAUAGCAACAACGAGAAAGAUAACUUCAGUUGGUGACCAGU